AUGAGUCUUUCAUCCAGACAUCUGGAAAGCUUUCGCAGCGGACCUCAAUCUCGUGUCUCGGUGAGUGUUGGCAAAGAUCCGGGCUCGAAAUUGCAUCUACCGUCACAAGAGCAGCUCGGUGACGGAUUAACGAUCGUUGGUAGUCAAGGGCAGACGAAUGUAGUGUUUACAGAACAGCAAAUGACCGAUGACUUGCUGGCUGCCAUUCCAAAGCUGCAUGCAGUCAUCUCGAAAGAGGUACGAGAAAGCUCAAGGUGGCACCGCAAAAGCCGCAAGGACGGCGUCACCACGUACGGAUCAGUGCCAAACACUUCUGGGUCGGACAACUCGGAUUUAGCGUACGCGUCGCUGGCCAAGACAAAGAUCAAGUGCCAUUUGAACGAGGUGCUCAAUGUUCUGGUCAGUCACGAGUCGAGUGCUUACCAAAGCACCAUGGCUGCACUCUGUGGCGACAAGUUCCAGGAUGGACAUGUGGCGUAUCAGCAACGCUGUCAGCUCUCGGAAAACUCGCAUCGGGUUUUAUCAGGGGCCGCUGACCUUCCAUUGAAAGGACUCGAGGAGCGCGAUGUCCUUUUGAGCGUCAACAUGGCAACACUCCAGCCGACGCUGCCCAUGCGGCUCCAGUCAAAGAAGCAUCGACAACCUCAAAAGUUGUGCUUCUCGUCGCUCACGCACCAGUACGCGAGCAAAGAUCGAGCUGUGCACGUGAUGAAGACUCUGCCGAAGCAUGUGCACGAUGCACUUGUGCCACCUUCGCAGCGAACUGCUUUGCGGGACAAUUUGGACCACUUGACCGUCGGGUUUGAUAUUCAGUCGACACCGGCUUCAGGAGGCAGUAGCAGCCAGACGACUCGCAUUGUUGCGCACGGAUACGCGGCAGUGACUGCACCGGAGGCUUUUGGGGCAGUCACGUCGGACUCGCCGCAGUCAAAAAUUGGUGCAUCGAAUCGGGAGCAGGUUACGCGUCGUCGAGGUGCGAUGAUGAAUCCGGAAGCGAAGCACGUACUGGAGCUGCUCACCCGGUCGUUGAGAGAGUUUGAGCGUGUUAUCCGAAGACGACGGCUCGGGUUCCAGUCGUUCGUGUACUUCCUCACGGUAGUAAGGGAUGAAGCCGAGAUGAAGCCAUGCCACGUGUGUACGAAAGGCUUCUCCCUGCUUCGACGAGACUUUUUCUGCCAGCUCUGUGGGCACAUGGUCUGCCGCAACUGCUCGCAUUUGCAUGAGGUUGAAGCAAGUAUUGGCGAAGUGCGUCGGAACCGCAUCUGUGUCAAGUGCGUCGUGCGCGUCGACGCUUGCACGUUUGAAGACGACAACCUUGUGGUGGCACUCGGACCGACGGUGGUGAGUGACGAGCAGUGGUUCACCGACAGCGAGCGCGAGUCGUUGGACGACGGAACAGAUGCCGUCUCGGUCACGUCGACUACAUUCGAUCCGUCUUUGUCCAGCGCGACGUCUCACGAUCGAUUGACGUCCAGCGAUCCAGCGACACGAUCGCAAGCACUGGAGGAACUUGGUCGUCUGGUGAUCCCUGACGUCACUGGAUCCUUACGAACGAAGCGGAGACGCAAGAUCGAUGAAGGCAAGGACGGAUCAACAGAUUUGGUUGAAAUGGUGAAGCAGGACGUUGAACACUAUCUGAAGCAGAGUCUACGUGUAGCUGAGAAGGCGAUGAAACUGGAGGACUGUGGGGUGGCUGGGUUGGACCGGGACUAUGCUUUCGAGUACGAUGUCGACGGUACGCACGAUCCUGAUCACCCGUUGCCGCCUAUGCCUCCACAAGAGAAGGAGGACAGGCGAUUGCAGUACAUUGACGAAUCGGGCGUAUUGGCCGCAACGUUCGACCGAUCAGCUCUGGACCUCUUGGCUCAAGUGGCAGCUAAGCAGUUAAACUGUCCGAUUGGAUUCGUUACGAUGGUGGGCAAAGAGGAGAUGCAUGCUGUAGGCGCGUUCCCUCCUCGACCUCGGGAGCUGACCAUGAUCCCGCGAGACGAGAGUAUCUGUGCCCAUACCGUCUAUGCGGACAAGCCGUUGGUUGUAAAGAAUUCUCAACGAGACAUGCGGUUUGCUCAAAUGUCUCUACUGAAGAAGGCAAAGAUAAAGUUCUACGCAGGGUUCCCGAUCCGAGCACCGGACGGUUUAGUCGUGGCUUUGCUGUGCGCUUCGGACGUUAAGCCGCACGAGACGAUCUCAACCAAGGAAUACGCGACGAUGGAGACGUUAGCGAAACUCGCAGGACAAGUGGUGGCGCCACGACAGCUUGCCAUCGCCGUAGACUAG
Messenger RNA from Peronospora matthiolae, 2277 nucleotides. The record is from the annotation of a GenBank genome assembly. NCBI's taxonomy places the organism in Eukaryota, Oomycota, Peronosporomycetes, Peronosporales, Peronosporaceae.